AUCGCUUUUCCCGGUCUUUCUUCUCGAUCUUCGCUAAGGUGUUCUUUGUCUAUUCGUCUCGAAUUGGACACAUCUGGCUGCGCUCACUUGCCUCUCGGAUAUUUAUAAACAGCUCCCCGGUCCUCAUCAAACCCCGCCGCCAUGUCAACAUCCGCUCGCAGACGUCUUAUGCGCGAUUUCAAGCGUAUGCAAACCGAUCCUCCUGCUGGCGUUUCUGCGUCGCCCGUAGCAGACAAUGUCAUGACAUGGAAUGCCGUCAUUAUCGGUCCUGCUGACACCCCGUUCGAGGAUGGUACCUUCCGUCUGGUCAUGCAUUUCGAAGAACAAUACCCGAACAAGCCUCCAGGUGUCAAAUUCAUUAGCCAGAUGUUCCACCCCAAUGUAUACGGCACGGGUGAACUGUGUUUAGACAUUCUCCAAAACCGCUGGAGUCCUACCUAUGAUGUGGCGGCUAUCCUUACUAGCAUUCAGAGUUUACUGAAUGACCCGAAUACAUCGUCCCCUGCAAACGUGGAAGCGUCGAACCUCUACAAAGACAACCGAAAGGAAUACGUCAAACGUGUACGCGAGACCGUCGAGAAGAGCUGGGAAGACUAGCGGGCCGUCUCUUGCAGAUGGUACCCGUCUUUCCUGUUUUCCUAUUUUCUCUUAUUUCCUUGGGUCUAUGGGUUUCUUUCUUUCCUUCACCCACGAAGCAGUGCUCUCCGUUUACCCGUCAUGAACUUUCUUCGCAUAAUGACCGAGGCCUUGGUUUAUGACGGUAUGACUUUCUGAAUGUCUAUAAGUUUCUCGGGGGAUUCGCCGUGUCGGAUGGUAUGCACAGCGCGGGGUUCAGGCGCCUGGUGAAUUGCUUUGGAGUAAUAUCUACUGGUAUGCUUUGUUGCUUUGUAGAUAGUUUGCAUUUGUGUGAUAUUUUCUGCUAUAUAUUAUGAAAUGCAUAAUGAACUGUAUUGUCUUG
Molecule: messenger RNA, 958 nt
Organism: Aspergillus glaucus CBS 516.65
Lineage: Eukaryota; Fungi; Ascomycota; Eurotiomycetes; Eurotiales; Aspergillaceae
Gene: ubc2
Product: E2 ubiquitin-conjugating protein RAD6
Exons: 5
Coding region: 142-597 (151 amino acids)
Biological process (GO): DNA repair; proteasome-mediated ubiquitin-dependent protein catabolic process; protein polyubiquitination
Cellular component (GO): HULC complex
Molecular function (GO): ubiquitin conjugating enzyme activity
Source: RefSeq, a predicted model, not a curated record